AUGCUGCCGUUAGAGGAGCUAAAGGUGCCCUCUGCCCCAGCCCUCUGCCCCAGCCCUCUGCCCCAGCCCUCUGCCCCCAGCCCUCUGCCCCCAGCCCUCUGCCCCCAGCCCUCUGCCCUCUGCCCCAGCCCUCUGCCCCCAGCCCUCUGCCCCAGCCCUCUGCCCUCUGCCCCAGCCCUCUGCCCUCUGCCCCAGCCCUCUGCCCCCAGCCCUCUGCCCCCAGCCCUCUGCCCCCAGCCCUCUGCCCCCAGCCCUCUGCCCUCUGCCCCAGCCCUCUGCCCCCAGCCCUCUGCCCCUAGCCCUCUGCCCCCAGCCCUCUGCCCUCUGCCCCAGCCCUCUGCCCCCAGCCCUCUGCCCCCAGCCCUCUGCCCCAGCCCUCUGCCCCCAGCCCUCUGCCCCCAGCCCUCUGCCCCCAGCCCUCUGCCCUCUGCCCCAGCCCUCUGCCCCUGCCCUCUGCCCCCAGCCCUCUGCCCCCAGCCCUCUGCCCCCAGCCCUCUGCCCCCAGCCCUCUGCCCCAGCCCUCUGCCCCCAGCCCUCUGCCCCCCAGCCCUCUGCCCCAGCCCUCUGCCCUCUGCCCCAGCCCUCUGCCCCAGCCCUCUGCCCCCAGCCCUCUGCCCCCAGCCCUCUGCCCCCAGCCCUCUGCCCCAGCCCUCUGCCCCAGCCCUCUGCCCCAGCCCUCUGCCCCCAGCCCUCUGCCCCCAGCCCUCUGCCCCCAGCCCUCUGCCCCCUCUGCCCCCAGCCCUCUGCCCCGCCCUCUGCCCCAGCCCUCUGCCCCCAGCCCUCUGCCCCCAGCCCUCUGCCCCAGCCCUCUGCCCCCAGCCCUCUGCCCCCAGCCCUCUGCCCUCUGCCCCAGCCCUCUGCCCUCUGCCCCAGCCCUCUGCCCCAGCCCUCUGCCCCCAGCCCUCUGCCCCCAGCCCUCUGCCCCCAGCCCUCUGCCCCCAGCCCUCUGCCCCCAGCCCUCUGCCCUCUGCCCCAGCCCUCUGCCCUCUGCCCCCAGCCCUCUGCCCUCUGCCCCAGCCCUCUGCCCCCAGCCCUCUGCCCCCAGCCCUCUGCCCCAGCCCUCUGCCCCCAGCCCUCUGCCCCCAGCCCUCUGCCCCCCAGCCCUCUGCCCUCUGCCCUCUGCCCUCUGCCGCCGAGCUGCCCUCUGCCCCCAGCCCCUCGCCCCUGGCCCCAGCCUCUCUGCCCCCAGCCCUCUGCCCCUGCCCCAGCCCUCUGCCCUCUGCCCCCAGCACUCUGCCCUCUGCCCCAGCCCUCUGCCCCAGCCCUCUGCCCCCAGCCCUCUGCCCCCAGCCCUGCCCUCUGCCCCAGCUCUCUGCCCCAGCCCUCUGCCCCAGCCCUCUGCCCCAGCCCUCUGCCCCCAGCCCUCUGCCCCCUCCCCUCUGCCCCCAGCCCUCUGCCCCAGCCCUCUGCCCCAGCCCUCUGCCCCAGCCCUCUGCCCCAGCCCUCUGCCCCAGCCCUCUGCCCCAGCCCUCUGCCCCAGCCCUCUGCCCCCAGCCCUCUGCCCCAGCCCUCUGCCCCAGCCCUCUGCCCCAGCCCUCUGCCCCAGCCCUCUGCCCCAGCCCUCUGCCCCAGCCCUCUGCCCCCAGCCCUCUGCCCCCAGCCCUCUGCCCCAGCCCUCUGCCCCAGCCCUCUGCCCCCAGCCCUCUGCCCCAGCCCUCUGCCCCAGCCGUCUGCCCCAGCCCUCUGCCCCAGCCCUCUGCCCCAGCCCUCUGCCCCCAGCCCUCUGCCCCAGCCCUCUGCCCCAGCCCUCUGCCCCAGCCCUCUGCCCCAGCCCUCUGCCCCAGCCCUCUGCCCCAGCCCUCUGCCCCAGCCGUCUGCCCCAGCCCUCUGCCCCAGCCCUCUGCCCCAGCCGUCUGCCCCAGCCCUCUGCCCCAGCCCUCUGCCCCCAGCCCUCUGCCCCAGCCCUCUGCCCCCAGCCCUCUGCCCCAGCCCUCUGCCCCCAGCCCUCUGCCCCCUCCCCUCUGCCCCCAGCCCUCUGCCCCAGCCCUCUGCCCCAGCCCUCUGCCCCCUGCCCUCUGCCCCCAGCCCUCUGCCCCCAGUCCUCUGCCCCAACCCUCUGCCCCAGCCCUCUGCCCCAGCCCUCUGCCCCCAGCCGUCUGCCCUCUGCCCCCAGCCCUCUGCCCCCAGCCCUCUGCCCCAGCCCUCUGCCCCAGCCCUCUGCCCCAGCCCUCUGCCCCAGCCCUUGUCUAUCGUCUGCCUGAUGUCUGCCUGAUGCCUGACUGA
Messenger RNA from Knipowitschia caucasica, 2223 nucleotides. Lineage: Eukaryota; Metazoa; Chordata; Actinopteri; Gobiiformes; Gobiidae. The record is from the annotation of a GenBank genome assembly.